Parasteatoda tepidariorum (common house spider) is the source of this 3239-nucleotide messenger RNA. RefSeq names its product alpha-1A adrenergic receptor-like. Gene Ontology annotation, cellular component: plasma membrane. Gene Ontology annotation, molecular function: alpha1-adrenergic receptor activity. Gene Ontology annotation, biological process: phospholipase C-activating G protein-coupled receptor signaling pathway; adenylate cyclase-activating adrenergic receptor signaling pathway; positive regulation of MAPK cascade. The record is from RefSeq and is a predicted model, not a curated record. NCBI's taxonomy places the organism in Eukaryota, Metazoa, Arthropoda, Arachnida, Araneae, Theridiidae.
UUUUCGUGGCGCAGUGGCGUCGAUCGGCGAAACCAUUAACCGUGGGUUAGAAAGUAGCAACAUGAGUAGUUACGCGCCAAACAAAUAUAUAGCUUUUUAUAAAGUGCAUUUACUACUAUAUUAUCUUUACAUUAUCUCUCUAGUUUUAAGGAUUGUAUGCAUAAAUUAUUAUAUGCAUCAUCUCAGUUAAAGAGUAUCUAAGCCAAUGGCUCUUUCAAAAAUGCAGAAUAAAUGAUGUGAAAAAAAGAUAAAGCGUCGUCAUAAAGAAAGAAGAACCAUGGCGCCAACGAGGGAGCUUGAUGAAAUUUCACUACCAUUGGGUAGCAAGAUCUCCGAUAUAGCAAUAAUCAUAAUAAAUUUAACUGAGGAAACAUCAUGGAACAAUUCAUCGGAUUGGACUACUAAUAGCUCACUGCUUAGUAAAAUGUCUCUUUACGACUAUUUCACAAUGAUAUCUCUGGGUACUAUUUUGGGAUCCAUUGUAAUUCUAACGAUCUUUGGUAACCUUCUAGUCCUUUUAGCAGUUAGUUUCUCCUCCAGUCUCCGUAGUACCACUAAUUGCUUUAUUGUGAAUCUUGCAAUUGCUGACCUACUUUUGGGAAUUCUGGUUCUUCCUUUUUCAGCGUUUUUAGAAAUGAACAACAAGCAGUGGAUUUUCGGUCAUGAUUUCUGUAAUGUUUGGGCUGCUAUUGAUGUUCUUUGUUGUACAGCUUCCAUUGUCAGUCUUUGUGUUAUUAGUGUAGAUCGUUAUAUAGGUGUUACUCGACCUUUAGCUUAUUCUAAUAUCGUGACACACAGACGAGCUGUAGCAGCUUGUGUUGCAGUAUGGGGUUUAUCGGUAUUUAUUUCAGUAGGCCCUCUUCUAGGAUGGAAAGAACCUCCUCCGGAAAAUCCUUAUACUUGUGAGGUUACCAAGCAGAUGGGUUACGUGCUCUUUUCGGUCUCUUUCUCUUUCUAUAUUCCUUGUUUUAUUAUAUUCAUUGUAUAUUUCCGAAUAUAUAAAGCUGCUAUUGAGCAAACUAAGUUUUUGCAAACCGGUGUCAAAGUCGUCAAGACUGGCCAUGAAACAACUAAAGAACUAACAUUAAGAGUCCAUGCUGGAGCACAUCAUGUUCUCAGUCAUGCACCGCGAGUUGGAAAUGACAAAACAAAUGUCAAACUUACCAUGGCUAAUUUGCAAGGACGUCUCUCAAAAUUUAGACGUCAAAAGAAAGCUGCAAAAACCCUUGGCAUCGUUGUUGGAGUUUUCAUUCUCUGUUGGUUUCCUUUCUUCUUCAUUCUACCUCUUGGUACCCUUUGCCGCCAAUGUUACAUUCCUCAAUUGCUCUUUGAUAUUUUCUUCUGGACCGGGUACGUGAACAGCUGUUUGAACCCCAUAAUCUACGCUUGUUCGAGUCGAGACUUCAAGAGGGCAUUCCGUCAGGUAUUACACUGCACUGUUCUUGGAUCUGACCGAGAUCUGCAGUCAUUCCGUGCCCGAACCAUCAACUUCACUCUUCGAAGUACUCGCCGAUCUGACAAAAAAGAUUCUGAGAAGAUGACUUUUGAUGUGACAAAGAUUCCACCCCUUAUUCAACCCCAAUAUUCACUGGAUAGCGAGUCACCAGGAAGUAUCAAUGAAAAUAAUCUCGAUGAUGAUUUACCACCAGCUUACCACAGUAUUUCCGCACCAACCAUUGCAGAAGCCAUCAAGAGAGUGAAUUCUGUGAUUCGAGCUGGAUCCGGUACUGACACCGAUUGCACAGUGAUGGGCAGUUCGGAGUGACAUUUCGGCCACAUGAUGUCAGGUGUGUUCUCUUUUUGAUGAGCCGUUGCUCGUUUCACUUCUUGGCGAUGAUGAUGUAGUAGUGAAUCAUUUGCUGGUGAAAAGCGGCUCCUUGGCCUAUCAAUUUCUUGGUUUAGACCAAGAAUUGAAGCGUCAGCUUCGCCACGCUGGGCACUAUCGGUUAGAGCAGUGUUGUACCACCUACUGUUGCGGAUGUUUUGUAUCAAAAGCUGCUCACGUGCUUUAUCACAUGCUGCCCUCCACACACUUUCCCUCGUCUUAUUUUUUUUAUUGAUUUUAUUUUUGUCUUCAAACUUAAUGUUUUAAAUGUGGUCUCACAUAAUGUGUAGUUGAAGCAUGGACACAACCUUUUAGUCAUGAGUGUGAAAUUACAUGUCGUAUAUAUUUUAAAAUCCUAAAUUUAUUUUAAAUUGUUUAUUUUUGUUUUUGAACGCACUUAGCACGUAACGUGACACUUAUAAGUGUGUAGCCACGAAUUAUCUUCUGUUUAUAAGCGUAUAGUGUAUUAUGUGUGUUAGAUGCAUGUAAGAGUAAAAUGAGUAUUGUGAUUAGCAUUUAAUAGCAAUGUGCAUGACGAUAAACUUUCUAACAAACACCUCAAUAUAUAUUGUCUUCUACAUAAAAACCGAAGUCGUUUCUAAAUUUCAUUCUUAAGCAUGAAUCUAGAACAAAUAUUCUAAAAUAAGUUUAAAUAUUAGUUGUCUGCCAAUUAUAAUUUUAAUUUCGUGUGUUUUUAUAAAAUACUCCCAAACGAGCUUACUUUUUCCCAUUAGUUUUUCAAAUAUGGUGUCUAAAAAUAUAUGGUUGACUUGAAAAAAAAUUUUUGCAAAUUUUUUAGAACAUGAGAAAUUUUACCGUACAUUUAUUGAAGUCUUUUGCAACCGCUUUUUUUUCUCUAAUAUAAUUGGAAUGUCCCUUAUCAAACAUUGUGUAAAAAAUUUUUCAUGUGGAAUAGUAUUGAAUAGAAUUCUUCUUAAUGGUUUCAUUAGAUAAACCAAUUUUUUUACUUGCAUGAUCCAUUAUUUGUCUCUCAACAAAUAAAAUAUAAAAUCUUAGCUAAAACAUAUACAUUUAGCAUACACUUAGCUAAAACCCAUACCCAUACAUAAUAUUUUCUAAUCAAGGAACAGAAUAAUCGAAAAUUACCAAUGUCUCCAAAAUAUACAAAUAAAAAAAAAUUUUGUUCAAAUAAAAAUUAUUAUGAAAGUUAUUGAAAUUGGGAAAAUUUUGAUGGGUUUGUUUUCAUUCAAAAUACUUAAGCAUUUUUUUAAAAUCAAAUUUUUUACGUCUUAUACAUUUUUAAAUUAAACGUUAACAUUUGUUUUCCAUGGUCUCAAAUAUAAUAAUUAUGUGCAAUAUUUUGUGAUCUGUACUUGCUGCAAUAACAGAUCAAGCUUUAUAAAAUUCUUUUAUAAAAUUUUAUCAAGAUAAUUGCAGUUUAAAUUGCUUUUGA